AACUUAAAGAAUUAAAAAUGUUAUUUCAAGAUAGCGGUAUGUACGCCAUGUUGGAUUUAAAUAUAAUAAUGAUAGCGAAUUAUAAUUCAAUCUUUCAUUCGAAUAGUGACUAGUAUUGUAUUAUUGUUAAUAUUUUUACAAGUUUAUUUUAUUCCAUUCCAUUGCAUGCUAUAUUUUGAUGUAGCACUGUUGAUGCAGUUUGCAGUUUUGGCAUAGUUUUGUUUAUGUCUAUAGGCGACGCCUGAGACUUUCGAUCAGUAUCGUUCUUAGCGUGCCAGACAGGGUAUGUGUUCGCGUGGCCGUCCUAUACCACUGACUUCUUCAGAUCCAAUGAAACUGUUCUCUCUACUCCUAUGUCCACUUGGGAGAUCUCGUUGCUGGGCAGCCUACCGAAUAUAGGCGGUUUGAUUGCAACGCCCUUCUGUGGCUACGUUUUCAAUGUACUAGGAAGAAAAUAUGCUACAAUCUUGUUCGGAUUGCCGUAUGUUAUAGCCUGGGCGAUAAUUUCCCUCACAACCAAUGUAACUCUCAUACUAAUAGCUAUGACCGUGGCUGGUAUAGGAAUUGGAGGUCAGAACGUAUCAUUGAUUUACAUAUCGGAGAUAUCGCACGAUUCCAUCAGAGGUGGAAUGACUGCGUGUUCAGCGUCAGGAUUUUUCCUCGGCCUCCUAAUAUCUUACGUACUCGGGGGUUACCUGACGUAUUACCAAGUAGUGUAUGCCCAUUUGACGCUGUCUGUGGCUGGGAUGUUGCUGCUUAUGUUCCUCAAGGAGUCUCCUGUUCAUCUGUUACGUAUUGGUAAAGAAGAGGAAGCAGCGAAAUCUAUAGCCUUUUACAAUCAAGUCGACGUACACUCCAAGGAAGUGGAGGUGGAGAUAAGAAAAAUUAAAUUACAGUUAGAUCCGAGAUUGGAGAAGAUUCUAGCUGAACAACAAGAUCCGGAAGUAACGAGUGGAUUGCUAAAUGAAAAAUUAGGGAAUGAUCUUGAAAUAAACAAGGAAUCGCCUUGGAAAAUUUUAGCCUCAUCAAGGUCAUCAAAGCGAGCUCUGAUCACUGUGCUCCUAGUGAUGACUUUAACGCUUCUGAUGGGCUGCAUAGUACUUCAGGUCUACGCUGAGCCUCUGUUCAAGGAAGCAGUGCCUUCAAUGCCGCCAAAUAUGUGUUCAAUAAUCUUAGCAAUCGACUUUCUGUUAGCCAGUUUUGGAUGCGUUUUGGUCGUUGACAAGUUUGGUAGAAAGAAUCUUUUCAUCAUCACAUCGUUAAUAUGUGGAUUAUGUACAUUGCUACUUGGAAGCCAAUUACAGUUUCACUGGGCGCCACAUUGGUUCACGGCGUUCCUAAUCUAUGCCUAUAGUUUCAUUUUCUCGUUGGGAUGCGGUAUGGUGCCGUUUGUACUGAUGGCAGAAGUGUUUCUACCUGAGGUAAGAGACCUCUGCAGUAGUAUUGGACUGUCCGUUAUGUGGUUGGGCAAUUUUAUUACUGUAUUAGUCUUCAAUCCACUGGUGGAGAGGCUUGGUCUCGGUCCAGUUUUCUACAUAUUCUCAGCUAUUUGCUUUCUUACCGCUGUCUAUGGUCAGUUCAGGUUACCAGAGACAAAAGAACUGUCUGUAGACGCUAUACAAGUGCUAUUCUUGAAGAGAAAUAAAUCAAAAUGAAUGAUUUGAUUGAGAUGCCAUUCGAAUGAGUAUUUUUUGUAUGCUUUGGUUCUUAUAAAAGUGAUUCUAAGAGUUUCCCGAUAAUGCUUUCGUGUUUCAUUGAUCGAAACGUUUGGGAAUUAAAUAAUUAUGUUGUUAUAUUUGAAUUUGAAAUCUGUUUUGUUUUAUGACCUUAUAACACUAAUUUUAAACCGAUUUAGAAAAUUAUUUUUUUUAUUUGAAAGGAUAUAUUUAUAGAUUAGUCCAAUAGAAAUUUUAUCAAAAUCGAUCUUUUCUUUAGAUCAAAAUAUUCGAUUCUGUCACAAUUGAAGUCUGUUUUUUGUGGGACACAAUCUUUAAUUAUUAAUAAAGCAUUGUGAAUGUAUUGUGGAUUAAGUUGUAAACAUCUAAGUUGUAUGCAUCUACACUUAUUAGAUCUGAUUGGUGCGUAGAAUAAAGCUUAGACUUAACAAUAAAUAUAAUAAAUAAACUUUUUAAUUAUAAACAGGUUGUCUUUUCAUUUUUUUAAAGUUGACUAGUAGAGAGUUCUAUUAGUACUAAGUCCGCCUACUGUAAACUUAUUAUUGUUGUACUGUAUUGUAUUUUGUGGACAAUAAAGUUCUAAAUGAAUUAGU
Galleria mellonella (greater wax moth) is the source of this 2269-nucleotide messenger RNA. Its product is annotated as facilitated trehalose transporter Tret1-like. The transcript has 8 exons. Gene Ontology annotation, biological process: transmembrane transport. NCBI's taxonomy places the organism in Eukaryota, Metazoa, Arthropoda, Insecta, Lepidoptera, Pyralidae. Gene Ontology annotation, molecular function: transmembrane transporter activity. The record is from RefSeq and is a predicted model, not a curated record. Gene Ontology annotation, cellular component: membrane. The coding region runs from base 354 to 1655 and encodes 433 amino acids.